UGGAACUGCCUCCCUUGCGAAUAAAAUAGCUGUAAGCUGGGACAUGUAGAUCUAGCGCUCAUCGCCUUUCCUCCUUUACUCCUUCCACAAUGUCGUCGAACUCGACAGACCCUAGUCUCCCUGCUUCCUUGGACCUUCCCCCUCAUCUAUCUGCACAAAAGUACUUCUUCGUCUGCACACUCACCGUCUUGGCCUGGGACGCUCUCGUUCUCACUCCCAGGUCCUACAAGCUGGGCCGUCUGCCAAAAUGGCCCGCUUUGAAGUUCAUGUAUUACUUUAUGCAAUUUUGGGUCCUAGCAGAUUUUGUUGUCACAGGUGUAAUGUUCUUUAGCACAACAGUCAUACAAGACACAGACUGCGUCGGCUUCUGGCCUUACGAGCCAAUUUGUACAGCAAUUCUCCUUGCUGUUGCAUCUGCUGUCCAUGUUAUGCGCAUAUCGGCUAUCUAUGACCACGUCCAAAAUGUUCGCGCAACCAUGUGGGGAUUGUACGCCGUGCAGAUUGUCGUUACAGCCAUUUGCUGCGGCUUCUAUCGCUCUGUUCAUCUUAGAGAUGGCCAGGGAUGCAUCGCUGGUCCCUUGAAUAACGCAAGCUGGGUUGGAAUUUACUGGCUAGCUCCAACCUUGCUGUACGGUACCAGCUUCGUCCUCGCUGCUCUGCGCAGCAUUAAAACCCUCGAAACCAAGCCUGUAUCUUACUGGCGUCUCAUGCUUCGUGACGGCUUGAACCUGUACGGUGCUAUUCUCCUUGUAAACCUCGUCAACGUCCUCUUCUACUUCAUCAUGACGCCCACGGGUCCAACCGACCCCAUCAAGACAAUUGUCACUAGCAUGGCUGCUGUGCUUACGACAACUAUGUCUAUGCGCAUCAUCCUCUCCGUGCGUGGGGACCUAGCCAACGGAGGCUCGUUCUCAGUCUCUUCCCACGCCGCCUCCUCAUCAGGAGCCAACACUCACUCGCUCUCCGGCUCAGGGAAUAGACCAAGGGGUGUCAACCACACUUUCACCCUCGGCGAUAUGCGGGACGCCACCGUGGCUGUGGCCGGCCGUAAAGAGGGCGGAGAGUGGGACGCUGAUAAAAGCAGUGUCACCCCUCGCGAGGAAACCAAAGCCGUACUUCCAAUUGUUGGAGAGGACAUUGAUAGUGGUAUUCCCCGUGCGCGCACGGGGUUGGGUGUGCAGAUCACAGUUGAUCAGCAAGUCGAGUAUGAUGAUGGAUUUCCCACGAGGAAGUAAUUUUCGGGAUCUGAUGGCGCAGGCGCGCUCGCUCAGUGAGGCGAUACGAUAUAUUUCUGGGACUUGUGAUCCCUUGUCUUUGACGUUGACAUGUUAUUUCCCGCACCCGUAUUUUUUUGUUUCCGCUCGUAUUUAUACCGUUUGUUUACUCACAGUAUUCCCUACGUACCCCACGUUACUACAAAGAAUUCCAUGGAUACAUUGUAUACCAUUUGUACUGUUUGAAUACUAAAACUAAAAGUUAGCGCUCAGCCAUUGUCACCCUGCCACAAUCCAUCUG
Suillus clintonianus is the source of this 1515-nucleotide messenger RNA. RefSeq lists its product as uncharacterized. The coding region runs from base 90 to 1235 and encodes 381 amino acids. Lineage: Eukaryota; Fungi; Basidiomycota; Agaricomycetes; Boletales; Suillaceae. The transcript has 2 exons. The record is from RefSeq and is a predicted model, not a curated record.